AUGUUUGACAUUUCGAAGGCGUAUGUUCGAGACCGAGAAAGAGACGAUCAGAGAAUUGCUUCUGCUAAAAUCCUGGAAAAAGUUCAAGCCGAACAGGACUUUAUAAAGCGGGAAGACGUGCUUGAUAGAAAAAGAAUUUGGAAACUAAGACAAUUGGAGGAGCAGGAGAGAGAACUAGUCGAGUCUCUUCAAAGAGUAUUUACACAAUAUACAAUUCAGAAAAAACAUAUUCAGGAAACCAACAGAAAAAUAACCCAAGAAAACGAGCGAAUUGCCAAAGAACUGCGAGACAAAAAAGACGUGGAAACAAAAGACCAGGCAAUCAGGAAGAAGAUCAGAGAGUCGAGAUCUCGAGCCAAAGCCCAGCGCUACAAGGAAGAACUCAAAACAAUAAUUUCAGAGGACAUGUCUUUGCGGGCAAAGGAAAGGGAGAUCCGACAAAAGGAACUCGAGGAAGAAGAGAGAAGGAUUGCCCUUGACGAACAGCUGAUCCUAUCGAGACAGGAAACUGUCCAGAAGGCCAAGGAAACUCGCAAGGCAGAGUUGGAGACCGUCCAGUCGCAGCUCGGAGAACUUAUUCGACAAAAGGAAAAGGAGCGGAUGGAAUUGGACGAAAUCCGGAUGGAACUGAGUUUGGAGGAAGAGGAGACGAGAGCCUUCGAACACGAGCGGAUUGAAGAGGAGCGACGAAGGAAGGCCAAGAGUGACCUCCAGGCUGACAAGAUGAGACAAUUCGAGGAACACCGACAACGGAAAAUGGCUCGAGAGGCGGAAGACGAGGCCAUAAAACAAGCCAUGUUGGCUAAAUUCGCGGAGGACGACAAACUGGAGCAACUCAGCAACCAACGACGCAGACAAAAAAUGAUGGAACACCGCCGUGCCGCGGACGAGUUUGUCGAACAACGACGGAAACAUUAUUUGGAACUGCUGGUAUUUCGCUGGCUGUCAUUUCAAGGCCAAAGAAGAGGAAGAUCUGAUCAGAGAAAGGGAGGCUCAGCAGGCCUACGAUUCGCUCGUCGAAGAAGAACGUUUGAAGAUUCUGGAAAGUCACGCCCAGGGGUUGGUGGGGUACAUGACAAAAGUAAAAAUCCCGCCAAAUCUGGACUAGAUUUGUCUCAAAUGAGACAGGAUACUGAGGAGACCAUCGAGACCAUAGAAAGUAGGCAUUCUAAAUGGUUCUAUAAACAGAACAAAUAUCUGAAAAACAAGAAUUAG
Octopus sinensis (East Asian common octopus) is the source of this 1215-nucleotide messenger RNA. RefSeq names its product meiosis-specific nuclear structural protein 1-like. The transcript has 3 exons. Bases 1 to 1215 code for a protein of 404 amino acids. Lineage: Eukaryota; Metazoa; Mollusca; Cephalopoda; Octopoda; Octopodidae. The record is from RefSeq and is a predicted model, not a curated record.